Messenger RNA from Photinus pyralis (common eastern firefly), 1084 nucleotides. RefSeq names its product TIP41-like protein. Bases 125 to 997 code for a protein of 290 amino acids. The record is from RefSeq and is a predicted model, not a curated record. The transcript has 3 exons. NCBI's taxonomy places the organism in Eukaryota, Metazoa, Arthropoda, Insecta, Coleoptera, Lampyridae. Gene Ontology annotation, cellular component: cytosol. Gene Ontology annotation, biological process: TOR signaling.
CCUCACUGUAUAUUUACCGCCAUGACGUUGAUUAUUGUACAUAACCUAUAAUUUUUGUUUUGAAAAAUUCCUUUCCUAUGCAAAAAGUGUAUUUCGAAAAACAUUCACGAUAAAAUCUCACAGAAUGUCAUCUGUAGACAAUGCCAAGGCUACUAUUGAUAAUAUUAACAUUAACAAUUUGCCCAUCAAUUCGGAAGAAUAUAAAAUAAACGACUGGUUAUUUAAGUACAAGAAAUCACACAUUCUUCACUCAAAGUGUAGCACCCCUGAUUCGUGCAAGAACGAUAGCUGCACUCCCUGCGUUUUUUGUAUGUUUACUACAGGUGUACAAUUACCACAUUUGCCAGAGAUGGUAUUUCCGAAUAAUGUACUGUCACUAAUUCAUGGCAGUGGACUGCAAAUAGAAUUUAAUGCGUUAGAUGCUUUGAAAUUGGUAUCAAGCGUGGAGCUAGAUCUAAAGGUGGCCUAUGCGGAGGCGUGGAAGGAAUCACGCGACCCCUCCAAUCUUGUCGAGAAGAUUAAACCUUUCGAUUGGACUUUUAGUACGAAUUACAAUGGUUCACUUUCUGGACGGUUUUCUAUAGAACCUACAGACGAGCGGAUAAACAUUGAACGCUUAAAGGAACGAGAAAAGAUUUUGUUUUAUGAGGAUCUUAUGCUGUUUGAAGACGAGUUACAUGAUAACGGUAUUGCCUCAUGCACAGUGAAAAUUAGGGUAAUGCCAAGUUCGUUCUUUGUAUUACUUCGUUUUUUUCUUCGCGUUGAUGGAGUGCUGGUGCGUAUCAACGAUACGAGAUAUUAUCAUGAUUUUUCGACACCAUAUAUAUUAAGAGAAUUCACAUGUAGGGAAAGUCCAGUGCAACAAUUAAACGUACCGUUACAAAUGUUUGGUGAUCCUAAUUCAAUCGGCCCUCACUUGCCUGUGUGCAAAGGUACUUAUGAGAAACUAAGUUGGACGAAUAGCGAUAAAAAAGAUAUUGCGACUGCUUCAAGUUAAUUAGUUUGAUUUAUUCCAAGGUUUAUUUAUAAGUAAAUAUUUCUAAACAUGUAUUAAUUUUAAUUGAAAAUAAAACAAUUUCUUUUA